Formica exsecta is the source of this 1575-nucleotide messenger RNA. RefSeq names its product odorant receptor 22b-like. Bases 329 to 1057 code for a protein of 242 amino acids. The transcript has 6 exons. The record is from RefSeq and is a predicted model, not a curated record. Gene Ontology annotation, molecular function: olfactory receptor activity; odorant binding. Gene Ontology annotation, biological process: detection of chemical stimulus involved in sensory perception of smell; sensory perception of smell. NCBI's taxonomy places the organism in Eukaryota, Metazoa, Arthropoda, Insecta, Hymenoptera, Formicidae. Gene Ontology annotation, cellular component: plasma membrane.
AUGUUUUUCUAGAUAGUUAAGAUGUAUAUGUCAGAAAUGACUGUGGAUUUUACACUCGACUGUAUGCCCGUUAUCAUUUCUUGUAUUGGUAUAAUACUGCAAUUUAUUGACCGUAUAAUGAUUACUGACAAAGUAAGAAAUAUUUGAUAUGAAUGUUUCUGUGUAACUGACCAAAAUGUGAUAUAAUAAAUAAUAAUAUCGUUUUUUUUUUUUUUGUUACGAUAUGACUUGCGAACGGAAUGAACUUUUUACUUUUUAGUUGAGAAGUUUACUCGAUCAUAUUAAAGCCGAUUGGGAACGCACUAGGUCUCAGGAUGAGAUUAAAAUUAUGCGAAAAUAUGCCGCGAGCGCAAAAAUAAUCACGACAUUAUUUUCGUUUUAUGUAAUCGUAGGUACAAGUGUGUAUAUCAUUAUCGCGAGUCUCCCGCAGAUUCUCGAUGUAUUUCUACCGUUGAACGAGUCACGCUCGCGCGAACAUCCGUUUCACGUCGAUUUUUUCCUCGACGAAGAAAAAUAUUUUUAUCUUAUUCGAAUUCAAAUGUAUUUUAUGUUAUUGUUGGCAAUGGGAAUAAUCCUUGCCAACGGGACCAUAUUCGUUGUUUACACGCAACAUGCCAGUGGAAUGUUUACCAUACUAGGGUGCCGCGCAGAGCGGUUAUUUAGCGAACGUUAUUCUAAGGCUAGACGAUCCAUCCGUGGAACUGAAAAAGAUUACAGGAGCAUUGUUCUUUUUGUCGAGGAUCAUCGCAGCGUUAUACAGUUUGUGGACAUUAUUCAAUCGAGCUAUAGUUUGACCCUCUACACUGAAUAUUUGUUCUUUAUGAUCCUGAUAGGCCUGACAUUGGUACAAAUAAUUAAAUUCUCCGGAUUAUCGGAUCGGCCAAUUAGAUCGUUAGCUUUCGUCGUCGGACAAUUAUUUUAUCUGCUUAUGUUUAGCUACAUGGGUCAGCAUAUAAUUGACACGAGUACACAGUUGUCCAUGAAGAUAAGGACGAUAAGAAAAAAGGACAGAGAGAAAUUUAAUGUACAAUUUUAUUAUAUUAAAAAAAUUUAUUAGAGACGACUAUUUUUUGAGAUGAUAACAUUAUCACUGGAAGGAACGUAGUACCGUAAAAUAAGACAUCGACGUUUUCAAAACCUUUAAAAAAUAUUAAAUCUCUCGCCGUAUACUCUUUUAUAUAAUUAUUCCAAGUGUUACAUAUAUAUAUAUAUAUAAUUAUAAAAUAAAUACAAGUAUAAAAUUUUACUUUACCGCGCUAAAACUUUCGAUUGAUAAGGUCAUGAUUUUGCCGGCAGUUAUUUUGCAAGGUGAUAUAGUUCUGCUCAUAAUUAGAAGAAGGAUCUUCUUACAUUUUUGUGAAGUACAAUACCAUUUUCCCCUGCAACUGUAACACAAAGAGAUUCAUGUUAUUAUGGAUAUGACAAUUAGUGAUAAAAACGUUUACAAGUGUAAUAUUUGUGCUUUGUGAUAAAAAGAACAUUUCAGUCAAUUUAACACAAAAUGAAAUUGAAUCGCGGUAUAUGUGUGUGUAUUACAAAAUACGAAAGAAUUAAUUAAAAAUAAAUGACAAUGUA